AUGCGCUGCUUUACCACCUCGAACGGCACGCGCACCGUGCUGGACGCAAUGUCGCCGGCCGCUGCCGCCGCCAUGUGGCACAGUGGUGUGUACUUGGUGUCGACGCGCGUCGACAGCGUCCGCUUUACAUACUCGUACAUGGCGAAGAAAGCGGCGGCGGCCGGCGCCGACGCCGCCACGGCCGGCCCAAAGCCUGCGUACAAGCCCUUCAACAUCGGGGUGGCCUUGAUCGCUGACGUCGACGCUGACGUCGACGUGGCGGCUAGCUGCAUGCGGGUCUUGAGCGUGUCCAGCGGGAAGAGAACGGCGUCAACAGUGAAGCCAGCGACCGCGCCGGAAAGCAACGAGAUUUGGAAGGUGCGCGUCGCAGUGAGCUUGAGUGCGGACAGCGCGGGCCCGUCCGCGGUUGAGGCUAUGAGAUGCAAAGGGGGGCGGGAGUUUGCGCGCCGGCCGCACGCGGGGAUAUUGGGGACGCCCAUCGCGGGUGGAAGGAGGCACGGUUUGGGGGUGAUCGAACGGGGUAGGGAGGCGAGAGACGAGGAAGAGAGGCGAAAAGGGGUUGGGACGAGGAGAUCAGAUUUGUGUGCCACGCGGCCACGUGGUGGUACGUUUCUCAGACGGCAUGUACUAACGUACAGCACCAAGGGUACUAUAACUGAAAAUCCUAAUUCACGUCGUCACAUCAUCGCCCUGCCUCACUGCCUGUAUGUACAACUGUGUUAA
Chondrus crispus (carragheen) is the source of this 723-nucleotide messenger RNA. RefSeq lists its product as hypothetical. Lineage: Eukaryota; Rhodophyta; Florideophyceae; Gigartinales; Gigartinaceae. The transcript has a single exon. The coding region runs from base 1 to 723 and encodes 240 amino acids. The record is from RefSeq and is a predicted model, not a curated record.